AUGUACUACUUGUGGCAAGUGCACAAAGGUUCUCGUGAAGACGUCGCCUCAACAGUUGUCUCCACCGAGUACGCUUUUGUCAGCGCUGCCGUCCUUGCCAACCGCGCAAGGCGACCAACUAGGGGCCUCACCGAAGAGUGGAUUCGCCAACAUACAGCUGCCGACCUUGCGGAAGGCAGACACUGGCUUAGCGACGGUACAGGAGAAAGCGGGCCCUCUUCAUUGAGUGGCUCAGUUUCUGGAGAACUUGACUGGCUCGAACCCUACGAUCUGCAAACGCCUCGAGCCCACACGAAAUAUGACUACUACCGAGGCCGAUCAGGCCCGCGGGCAUCCGCGGCCGAGGACGUGCCACCGCCUCCUUUGCCCAAGGACGAUCCCGUCCCCGCCACCCCGCCGAGGCCGGCUGCUGGCCUAAUGAAGGAGGGCAGGAGUCCCCGAUCCCCUGCCAAGUCCAACCUUUUGAGGGCAAAGUCGAGCGAGGCCGCAUCACAACUUCGAGCCAAGAAGAAGCCCAACCGCCCUCCCCAGCCUCUGAGGCCGGAAGAGGUGGAACGCAUGUUCCGGGAUUGGGAGGAGCUCGGCUACGACGUCCAUGGCUUUGACCUGAACCAAGACGCGCCAAUCAACCCUUGCGAGACUUCGCAGAGCCGGGCAUUCUGGCCUGAUCACCAAGACAUCGAGAGGGCGCAUCGCAACCGCGAGUUCACAGUUACCCUCCCCGAUCUAAAUGCUUGGCGGGACUACGUCAAUGAACUGAAUGAGGCAAAAUUGCGCGCUCUGGGCGUGUCCAGCACCGACGAAGAGGCUGCGCCGCUGCCCUCCAUUUCACCGGCCACUUCGAACACGAGCCGCAACCCUUCAAGUCAGCAUCCAGGGCAGCCCUUCUCCCCUCCGAUCCCUCCUUCAUCGGCCUCGAGCAGCCACUUCCCAUUCCCAGCGCCGUUUAUGCCCGGCGGACGUGGCUCUGCGCCUUCGCCGCAGAGCUGGUCUCAACAGUCUCUCCUCAUGCAGGCCGUUAACCGUGGUGAUUCACCUUCCUUGAGCAUGACAGGCCUCAUCUCCCCGUCCUCGCCGUUCCAAAUCAGCGGCAGCCCCGCCUUCAACACGCACCAGAGGCACCAAUCUUUGCAGUAUCCGUUGUUGCCGCAUCAGCAGGUGAUGCACUUCCCUGCUCGAGCCACCCCUACUCUUCACGAGCUUAGGGAGGUCGAUGAGGAGGGACUGAACAAGAGUCCUUCCAAGACGCCCGAACCUCUCAAGGACAACCAAGACGAGCUUCAAAGGGAGAUUGACGAAGCUGAAUACCACCUCGAGGAGCAGCUGCGUAACGAGCUAGAGCACGAAGAUUACAGCCCGCACAACCAAGACAACCGCGUGGACACGGGCAACGCCUACGGGUCGUCUCACGGGCGACACCAGUCGGUCCAAUUUGCUCUCCCCGAACAAGUCGUCGGCAACACCGGACCUGACCCUGUCCUGCAUCAUCCCCGGCCCCAUAGCAGAGGACACUCCCUCUCUCAUAAUUUCUUUAUGCGCCACGACGAGCCCCAGAGUGGCAGCGCCGAGAACGCUUUCGCUCGGUUUAACGCCCCGGUUGAGCCCAACCCUCAUGCGGUCGAGGAGGCAUACGAGAUCGAAACAAACCCCAGCAACCUCGGCACGCCUGUUCAGGACUUUGACUUUGCAAGCGUCCUCCAGCAGAAGGCGCACCAGCGUAACUUCUCUACCACGAGUAACCCUUGGAACGACUCUGCCUCUGUAACGAGUCACAACGGUACCCGCCGUCUAAGCCAUACCAGUAAGCCGUCAAUUUCGAAGCUCAAUGUCGAGGCCCCCGAGUUCAAAUUCAACCCCGAAAACUCGUUCCAACCUACCGCUACCUCGAGCCAGUUUAGUAUGUCGACAACGUCCAAGAUCAAUGCCAAUGCCCCCGUUUUCUCUCCGGGUCGAAGUGAAUUUAGCUUCUCCGCCUCUGGCCCCAAGUUCCGACCGGAUGCACCAGCCUUUACUCCCUUUGGCAGCAGCACCUUCUCCGACACCGUAACCAGCCCCCGCUCUGGAUCGGAGAGUGUGGGCAAGCGAACCAGCUCCAUCUUUGGCAACAUCGAAAUCCCCGCCGCUGAUAUCAUCAAGCCGGCCAAGAAAUCAAGGCUGUGCCAAUUGUGCGGCCCUCGAGUAGCCAAUAACUCUCGUGCCAAGAGAGCUCGCGCUGCAGACGCUGGUGAUGGCGAUUCGGUACCUCUAUUUGCCGACCCGACCAGCUUCCAGGAACAUGUCGCUUCCCCGACCAGCGAAGGCCAACAGCUUCCCUCCGAUAAUAGGUCUGGUGAUGAAGGUACUGGACUUGCCGAUACCUCGAUGUCUUCCAUGUUUACAGCGGAGGCAAAUGACGCCAAGCCUACUGCUGCUACCUCGGCAGUUGCGAGCCCGUCCGAGACCUCCCCUUACUGGGGGUCCUUCGAAUUCGAGAACAGGGCCGAUAUCCAGAACUUCAACAAUGCAUUGCCGCCUGGCGAGCGCCCGCCAUCGUUCAGGGGCCACAAGAAAUCUCUUUCUGCUACCGCGAAACCUUUUACGCCCGGAGGCUUUGGCUAUAGAGAUAUCCCUAAGCUCCCCGUGGAGCCUACCGAAGAGGCUGAGGACAUCUCGCAAGUGGAGGAGGUUGACACUCAGGAAGAGCCCGUCGCCGCCGAGAGCGACGAGGAGCUUGCGGUGGAGAGCGAGGGCGAGCCAGCUGAUGCCACGCCCAUUCGACAGCCGACCCCGCCCCUCUCCUUCAUCGGAGGUCUUGCCGCCUCUCGGUUUGCCACUGCUUCGCCCGAGCCCCAAGUGGAAGAGAUUCUGUCCCCAGAGUCUGUCCACGCGAAUGACUCGGAUCGCGCAUUGUCUGUGGCCCGUUCGCCCUCGCCACUAUCAGCCCUCUCUGCAGAGGAGGAUGUAGAUGCGGAGCACUUCAAUGUGGAGCCCCUACCUGCUGAAGAAGAUAACUUCAUUGACGAAAUUCCGUAUGAAGCAGAGCCUUUGGAUGCGACCACCGAUGCCUCUGCACUUGUUGAAGAGACUGGAGAAGCGGCCGAGGUGCCUAGUCUUUCCUUCGAGGAGAUCGAUGCUGUCAUGCGUCAUAUCAACGACCAUGACCCCACCAAGGGGGUCAACAGAAUACAAGAUGGAUCACCUCAGUGGCAUCAGCCGAGCCCGACUCGCCAGAUUCCGCUCAACAUCGUCAAUGCCGAGUCUCCCUUGCAUCUGCCUCCCAGCCAGCACUUCCGUAGCGACGCGCCAAGCCCUAGCCCUCGCCGCUACCACGCUCUCCCUGGCGAAGUUGUCCAUCCCCAGAUGACGACGGAGCUGGAUGACCCGUUCGUCGAUGGCCCAGGAAGCAUCCAGUCCUUUGAAGGUGCGGUGCAGCGUCUUGGCGGUAGCCACACCCUUCCAGCUAGCGACUGGGACCAAGACUUUAGCGAUGCUGAGCACGAGAAGCUCGAGGGGCGAGUCCAGUUCUUCGAUGGCCGCGUCAACGAUGUGGUUAGCAACAUCUUGGCCUCCCGUCUCGAUCCCGUCGAGAGGUCUCUGGAGUCUAUCCAGCAAUUGCUUCUCGAUUCUGCUACCCGCCGCGGUACCUCAUCUCGCCGCGAGCGUCGUAGCGUGUCCCAGGAAAGUGAUGCAGACGAUGAGGAUGAUGAGGAGCCUGCCCCUCGCCGUUCCAUGAGCCCUCAGCGCAGCCGCCGUAACGACCAAAUCCGUACUGCCGUUCUUGAUGCCCUCGUCUCCCACCAACGUGCCCAGCCUCAACUUACCGUCCCGGAUGUCCCCGUUCCUGAUAGCUCACAGGUGCUCCAGGCGCUGGAGGACCUCAAGGAUCACUUGGGCAGCUCGAUGAGGCUCGACUUCCGUGGCGAUGAUCUUCGCAACAUUGUCGAGGAAGCCGUUGAGCGCCCCAAGGUCAUUGACCUCGAGCAACGCCUUCAUAUCGAGCAGGUCAAGGUCGAGAAGGAGGUUGAUGACCGCCGUGCCGCUCAGGACCGCGCCGCCGAGCUUAGCCGUACUCUCGAAACCGCCGAGACCAAGCUUGUGGUGGAGAUCUCGAACCGGAGUGCCUUUGAUCAACGCAUCGGCGACCUCGAAGAGAAGCUGCGCACCCAAGAGGAGCAGACCGAAGGUGAACUCAAGGGCCGACGCGCGGCAGAGGAUAGGCUCUCUGAGGUCCAGCGCCUCCUCCGCAUCUCCACCGAGGAGGAGACGAGGCUACGCGAGACCCUCGAUGAAAGGGAUCAACGAAUCAAGGCCAUUGAGCACUCUAGCGGAGAGGCGACGAUGCGCCUCGCCCGACUAGAAGCCGCCGAGACGAACUCUACCCAAUCCCGUUCCGAACAGACGAACCGGAUCAACGUCAUGGAAAGCGAUCUUCGCAACGUGAAGCAAGAGGCCGCGCAUUGGAGGUCGGAAGCAGAGCAUGCCGGAGAAAAGGUACGACGCUUGGGCGCCGAUCUCGACCAGGCUCUGAACGAGAAGAAGCACCUCCACAAGGUGCUCGACACUCUGGGCACGCAGCUCGAGGAGAACGAGCGUGUUCGCGAAGCCUGGAGGGGCAAGUUCAUGUCCAUCCAAGAAGAUAUGGCUAGGGCGGCCGCUCAAAUCACCGAAGAGAACGCACGCCGGAGCAAGAAGGAGCAAGCCCUCAUUGCUCGCCAAGAAGUACUCGACGCCAAGCUGCAAGCGGAGGCUCGAACUCGGGAGCGAUUGGAGACGGAGCUCGAGCGUCUCGAGGGCAUCGAGCGUCAAGGCAUGCGCGCCGUGAACGAGUCUAAGCGGCUCGAAACAAUUCUUGGCGAGCUCCGAAACGAGAACCACCAGCUGCACCAGACUGCCACGCGAUACCAACGAGAGUUUGAAGAAGCGCGGGAGUCGGGCGCUAGCGAGGUUCGUCGUGUCCGAGUGGCGAUGCAGGCCCAGCUUGACGAGGCCAACAAUCACGUCAACAUGGUGAGGGAGGAUCUUGAGGAGCAGAUCUCAAAGCUCAGGGGUGAACUUGACCACACCCGAAUCGACGUUGACUCGGCCAAGGCCCAGAGCGAGAUGCUCUUGGAGGAGGCUCACUCCAACAAGACGACCGAGAUCCAGACGCUGAUGGAGAAGCACCAAAACGAGCUAGAGGAUAUGCAAACCCGCCAUGAACGACAACUUACCAACGCCGUGGACGAUGCACAGACGAGGGAAGAGCGCUUGCUAGAGCGCUUGAGCUUGUCGAGCUCGAGGACCGAGCACCUACAGGACCGCAUCAUCCACCUCGAGGAAAAGCUGGAGAUUGCCAAGGAGGCCGCCCGUGCUGCCGCUCAAGCUGCAAAGACGGCGCCUGUAGAGUCCGUCGUCCCGUCAUCCCCGUCAACCCGACGCCGGCCCAGCGCACUGCCCGAGAAGAUUUCCCCGCAGGCCCUGCGCGAAUCAAUCAUGGUGCUCCAGGAGCAGCUGCAGGAGCGUGAGCAGAGGAUCGAGGAGCUGCAGCACACGGUGGAUGGCCUUGACCCAGAUGCCGAGAUCAAGAUUACCAAGCGCGACGAAGAAAUUAUCUGGCUCCGAGAACUCCUUGCAGUAAGGCACGGCGACCUACAGGACAUUAUCGGCGCCCUCUCGGCUGGUAAUUAUGAUCGCGCUCGCGUCAAGGACGCGGCUAUCCGCCUCAAGGCCAACCUCCAAAUGGAGGAGCAAGAGCACACUCCGAGAGGCCGCGACCCCCGUGUAGCCCAAGCUGUCGGUCCAAUUGCCGCGGCCUGGGGAAGCUGGCGCAAGGCGCAGCCCUCGCUAGGCAGUCUUUCUGGCGUGCUCUCAUCACCGGCGUCGGUGAACGGCCGAACUCACACGCCCUCAAAGGUUGGACCCUCGACCCAGGGCAACAACAGCCUCCUGGGUGGCCUCUUGACACCUCCCGCCUCUGGACUCCGUCAGACGCCACCGACGGCGUUCCCAUCCGCCCAGCCGGCUGCGUUUAGCACUGGCGGCCGCCGCUAUACCGGCCAGCGGAGCGAACACACUAGCCGUGCAUCCAUUUCGUCCAGGCGGUCAGAAAAGAUGCCCGCCGUCGGAACACCCCCGCCACACGGAACGCCCAGAGCCAGUCACUCCUCCAAUGAUGGAGCGAAGCGGCUACGACUCUGA
This is a messenger RNA of Parascedosporium putredinis, 6156 nucleotides long. The record is from the annotation of a GenBank genome assembly. NCBI's taxonomy places the organism in Eukaryota, Fungi, Ascomycota, Sordariomycetes, Microascales, Microascaceae.